GUCACGAUGGCCAUCAAGCGCGCGCUGGCGGCUCUCGUCGUUUUGGGACUGGCUGGGAUCCGUCAAGGUGGAGGAGUACAAGGGCUCGACACGGACUGCGAAGUCGACGCAGACUGCCCUGCAACGAUGGCAUGCGUGAAAAUCAAGUACCUAUCUCCGUCGUCGGACCAAGUCCGCGCAAAAUGUGCGCUGAAGAGCGUGUGCCGCGGUAGUAGCUCUGGCAAUUGCCCAAGCUACAACGCUCCUUCAGCACCGGGUGGCGAGCUCGAGACUCAGUGCGUUUUCGUGAACACGACUAAACUUCGCGGCAUCAAGUGCUGCGGCGGUACAUGGACGGGCGGCGACCCCGUCGAUGCUAGCGGUCGACGCUUGUCUGGCAAUUUGACGGAUCCGACAACUGUCGCGCCGACCGCGGACAGCGCCGAUUGCUUUCAAUGUUACGUCGACAACCUCAACAAGGCGGCGCACCCGACGAUCUACGUUGGGCAAUUCUUUUGUGUCCCCACGAAAGAGUGCCGCGCCCACAGUGCCUUCCCCUACGCUUGCAGCAGUGCCAACCCAUGCAUGUCGUCUCCCGGCGUGCUGUGCAACAACCAUGGCACGUGCUACCCCCAAGACAUAGACGACCCCAAGACAUCGUACGGCUGUGCUUGCGACUUGGGGUUUGGUGGCGACCAGUGCGAAAAGGUCCUUACUGAUGCUUGCUUGUUUGAUUGCGGAGACGGCAACACGAAAGGCGAGUGUGUGAACGAUGCAUGCAAGUGCAAGGAUGGCUGGACAGGCAAGCAGUGCCACAAGUGCGCGGCCGACGACGUGUGCAACGGAGGAUCUUGCAAUGUCGUAACAGGCCAGUGCGUGUGCCCGCUCGACUCGCUGUAUGACUUUUCGUGGAAGGCCAACAUUUGCUACAAGCAAGGUGUCAAAUCUGCGGCCGAUCUCAAGUUGUGUGAUGCCAUCUCGUGCGGAGACAAUGGAUUUUGCAUCGCUGGCAAGUGCUUUUGUUCGUCCGGGUGCACGGGCACAGUGUGCACGCCAUGUGCCGACUCGACAUGCGCGACGUGCACUUCCACAGCGGCGUUGGACGGACCGACCGUGUGGUUGGCAGCAGCUGUGCUCUUGCUAACGUGGCGCACGGUCGCAUAAGUCCCCCCGCUCGUCCAUUUGGUGGUUGCUCCCUUGCCCCUAUCUCAACACAAGGGCACGUGCAUGUCGUUGCGGCGUCGACCGCCGCCAUGGAUGCAUGUAUCUCACAGAUUUCAAUUGCCCUGGUUCGUCCGUAUUUCAUUGGUGGAUUGGAUUUUCAAUCCACCAAUCAAACGAUUCAUAAGGUAAACACUGCGUUCUGAUUGGA
Messenger RNA from Aphanomyces invadans, 1351 nucleotides. RefSeq lists its product as hypothetical. Lineage: Eukaryota; Oomycota; Saprolegniomycetes; Saprolegniales; Verrucalvaceae. The record is from RefSeq and is a predicted model, not a curated record. The coding region runs from base 7 to 1143 and encodes 378 amino acids. The transcript has 4 exons.